AUGACCAACGAAACAGGUGGAGAAGGCGAUUCAUGGAAGAUUCAUUUCUCAUUUACUGGACGCACUUCAAGUGCUCUCCAACAAAAUAACAAUAACCCUUCGAAUAAUUACUUCUGGGAGAGUACCACACUAGAGGAAAGCCAGCCAACAUCCUACAUAUACAUUUUGACACAAAUUUUCCUCCUGAAAGACAUUGAAACUUUACGACGCAUUGUACUGGACCCGGAAGAGAUUAACACGAUAGUAAAACAUAAGGAAACAGUUUUGGAAAGUCUUCACGAUUAUGAGCAGCUCGAAGAACUCCAAUUAUUAACAGAUAUUAGACAAGUCCCUGAUGUGAAAUGUAAUAUCAUCGACGGCAAAUGUUUUACUGUGGAGCUUCCAAUAACAGAUCUGAUUGACCCGGAUAAAAAUUUAAGGCGCUUGUUGAGAGAUUUGCAGACUUACUCCAAAACUGUCAGUAAAAGUAUCACUCGGCAGAUUGAAAGUAAAGAAAAGCUAUCAACACCAUCCUGGGAAAUUAUCCAGAUAGAUGGCGACUCUGACUUUUUACGCCACCAAACGGAAAACGAGCUUUCUGAAAAUCACGUCGACAAGCAAGACAGAUAUUCGAUAAUCCACGAUUUGUUCUCUAAAGAUGCCGACUGCUACUAUGAAGAUAGAAUCUGUGCUGUUGAGAAGAGAGGGACACCUAGGAUGACAGCAGAAGUGGCGGAUGCAGAUAAUACGGAUGUUAGCAUGACACCAGGCUGUCAUCCGAAAAUCACGCAAUCAUCUGUAUUCAAUACAGAAGUUUGCAACAAAAAUUCAAGUGAAUUGAGACAUAAACGUGUCCUCAUUCAUGACAGUGACGAGGAAUCUGGUUGUGAUGAGAAUAAUAAUUCAUUUGAUUGCAUCAAAAAAUCAACCAGAAAGAAGCGUGUCCUCCUCUCUGACAGCGAGGAAUCAGAUAGUGGCAAAAAUCAUGGUACACAUAAUAACAAGAAACAGUCAAGAAAGGUUAGGUAUAAACGUGUCAGAACUUAUGAUAGUGAUGAGGUGUCUGAUGGCGACAUAUAGAUGAAUUUUCCUUAACUUAAAAAUAAUCAAGCAAAUUUGGGUAAAAAGCAUACCAGUCCACAAUUAUUUUAUGAAAGUUAUGAAUCUGAAAGAUUUAUACUGCACAUUCCUACAUUUAUGACAGUGAAAAGGAGUCUGAUAGAUAUAUUUUUAAUGACAACAAAAAUACUAUAAGAAUGAAGAUAUAAAUGUGCCCAACAAAACACUUUGCAAAGAUAGAUAUUACAACAAGAAACAUGACAGGAUAGUUACAAAAA
Molecule: messenger RNA, 1316 nt
Organism: Pocillopora damicornis (cauliflower coral)
Lineage: Eukaryota; Metazoa; Cnidaria; Anthozoa; Scleractinia; Pocilloporidae
Source: RefSeq, a predicted model, not a curated record